GCAACACUGCUCAGUCCGCGUCAGUCGUCCUGCGCGCGACAGACGAAGAGGAGGCUGUUCUGCGCAUCCUCCAACCUGCCAUCCUGCCGUCCUACCAUUCUGCAGUCCUACCAUCCUAUCAACUAACAAGGACAAACAUCCUGCCGCCCUGCCCUCGUCACAUCAUCGUAGGACAUCAAUGGACAGUGGGGAUGACUUUGAGAUGGUGGAGGGUAAUGGUAUCCCUUCCUCCUGUUACCCGACCAGUCCACACGCCACCUUCAGAGCAAGACAUCUUAAGACAUCCUCCACGCAGGGCACAAACGCAGGACCUACACACGCGAAUCCUUCAAGUGCCAAAGAAUCCUAUAUGUCCUCACUUCGGUCUGCUUUCUCCCGGAUGUCUCCAGGGAAUGAGAGAAAGGAAGACCCGAAGAAGAAACCAAAGAAAAGAACCACAGGGAAAGGUGGUCAGGGAAAGCCAGGACCUUCACCUCCGCCUCCGCCCUCCUCCCGGCGAUCCUCCUUCAGCAGUGAUUCAUCCUUAGAGAGCCAAGACUUGGACUCCAUCGCGGGGGUCUUCUCAGCGGCUUUAUCCUUCGCGCAGACGUGUGACCGAAGAGCCGCAGCAAUCAACGCCAGAACGAAGAAGAACCACCCUCUCGAUGCCGCCUAUGAGAAGGGUGCGAAGUGGGGUGGUGCCCUUGGUGGGGGUAAAAGUCAUGGUGCCCGCCAGAGGUCGUCAAAAGGGUGGUCGUUCUCGUCUGAUGAAGAAGAUUCCCGUCCCAGGUCAUCGUCGUCUUCUUCCUCCUCAGUCUUCGGGUUGUCUACUUUCGUCAACACUGUGUUUGGCCGCCGCCGCAAGCAGUGAGUGGGUGAUAGUGGUGGUGAUGGAAGAGCUUGUGCGUAAAUGGUUGGUUAGCUGGUUGAUAGGUUAGUUAGUAGAUGCAGUAGUAGUAGUAGUGGUAAGUGUACAUAGUUGGUUGUUGCUUAGUAGAUGCAGUAGUAGUGUUAAUAUGUGUGCAGAGUUAGUUAGUUAGUUAGUUAGCAGAUGAAAUACAGACGCAGACGCACUGUACAACACUCCUGCCACUCUUAUCCUCCCUCAAACACUCCACCUCACCCCCCCACCACCUCCUUCCUCACCUCCCCAAUUCCAUCUUCUCCCUGUAAACAGAUGACAGACGCAGAAGCCGAAUUCAACACUUUACGAAAACUUGAAGCCUCGUAUCCUGAGCUGCUUAUACCGUCUGCUGGUGUGGUGGGUGAAGUGUGGGUGUGGGUGUGUUUGGAUGGAGUUUGGGGGUGGUAGGGGUGGAGUGUAUAUUCAGCUCCGUCGUUUUGUGCUUGAGUUGUACCGGAAAAUGUGAUUCUCUCUUUCGUUCUCUUGUUCUGAAGGAAUUGUGUUUUCCUACUGCUCUGUUUUCUCUUUCUUUUCUUCGUCUUUGUGUAACGACAGCAAUGUGCUCCGAGUUGGUUUUUUUGUUGUUGAUUUUUUUUUUUGCGUUUUUGUCUCCCCGGAUUUAUUUUUUUUCCUUUUUUUGUGUGCUUUUCGGUACGUAUUGUGACGUUAAGGAUUUUUUGUUUCGCGUAUAUAUUUUUUCCCCCCGCUUGGUUUGUUUGUUUGGCUCGUGUCACAAUGGAAGUCUGUGUUUGUGUCCCGGCAUCACAGAGCCUGAAUGACUGUUUCCCUUCCCCCCCUCCCCACGACCCCCCUCCCCCCCUCCCCACGACCCCCCUUUUUCCCCCUCUCCUCCCUUUCUCCCUCCCCCUGUCUCCCAUUUCCCUGAUGUCCCCUCUUCCUCCCAUCCCUUCCCCUGCUGUUCCUUGCCCCUUCCUCUUUCCCCUUCCCCCUAGUCCCCUUUCCUUCCUCCCCUUCCUCUGCUGCUCUCCCUUCCUCCCUUCCCUUCCUCCCUC
Molecule: messenger RNA, 1896 nt
Organism: Eriocheir sinensis (Chinese mitten crab)
Lineage: Eukaryota; Metazoa; Arthropoda; Malacostraca; Decapoda; Varunidae
Exons: 2
Coding region: 179-850 (223 amino acids)
Source: RefSeq, a predicted model, not a curated record